Molecule: messenger RNA, 1213 nt
Organism: Bombina bombina (fire-bellied toad)
Lineage: Eukaryota; Metazoa; Chordata; Amphibia; Anura; Bombinatoridae
Product: forkhead box protein J2
Exons: 8
Coding region: 2-1198 (398 amino acids)
Biological process (GO): regulation of transcription by RNA polymerase II
Cellular component (GO): nucleus
Molecular function (GO): DNA-binding transcription factor activity, RNA polymerase II-specific; RNA polymerase II cis-regulatory region sequence-specific DNA binding
Source: RefSeq, a predicted model, not a curated record
UAUGGCCCGGAAGAAAACCCAACCCUGCCGGAAGCAGAAGGAUCUCCUCCUCUGGCUGUCUGUGCCCCCCUCAUCAAAGAUCAGUCUCCCCCCCUCCCCAGCCUGCCCCACGAAGAGGGGUGACCCCCGAGAGGAGGAGAGGAGGUGCACAAUCUUCAAGAUGGCGUCAGACCUGGGGAGCAGCCUGACGUCCAUAGACUGGCUCCCUCAACUUAAUAUCCAGACAGGAAUAAAGGGGUCUCUUCAGGCUGGUGGGGGGCGCAAAGCUCCUGGGUCCCCAACAGAUCCCAAUGCUAUAUUGACAAAGGAGGAAGCGGCGGCACACCGGGAUGGGAAGCCACCCUACAGCUAUGCCAACCUCAUACAGUAUGCUAUUAACUCGGCGCCAGCUAAACGCAUGACCCUAAGUGAGAUAUAUCGUUGGAUCUGUGACAAUUUCCCGUAUUACCGCAGUGCUGGUGUGGGUUGGAAGAACUCUAUUCGGCACAACCUGUCACUUAACAAAUGCUUCCGGAAAGUUCCCCGGCCAAGAGAUGAUCCAGGAAAGGGGUCGUAUUGGAUGAUUGACAGUUGCCCAAAAGAGGACAUCACCCUGCCGCGCAGGAAGCGCCCGCACCCUGAUGAUGAGCUGUCCCAGGAUUCUACUGAGCAGGACAUGAAUAAAAGCCCCCUCAGCUCAACCAGCGAAGUAUCCUUACCCACAGACGGAGCACAAGGGCAUCGGAUGAGCAACAACUCCCCGCUCCCCAGCUACAGCCAGGCCGCCCCCUCUCACAUGACACCAGAUGCUCGUGCACCAUCAUACAAUAACGACUGCUACAAGUUAUCCUUCUCAGAGAGUAGCUUCCCAGACCUCAGCUGCUCCUUUCGCAGUCUGUACCACUCACUCCUGGGAAAACAGGGGCAGUCCCCGCUACCCGCUGAGGUUCAGUCGUCCAGUUGCUGUAUGUACCAGCAGAACUCUGUGGCUCCUUCAUUACAAACCCACAACGUACCCAGUAUUAGUGGUCCCCCCUCCUCACACCACCAAUCCCAGCACCAGCAGCCCCCCUAUAUGUCCCGGCCGCCUGCACCAGGAAUGUCUUUGGGACUUCCCAGUGACUGGUGCUCAAAUAUCGACUCUUUAAAGGAAAGUUUCAAAAUUGUAAACAGCCUGGACUGGUCGAGUGUAGAUCUGUCCCAAUUCUCAGGUGAGUGAUAACUAGAGAUAAUA